Messenger RNA from Fusarium redolens, 4770 nucleotides. RefSeq lists its product as uncharacterized. The transcript has 2 exons. Lineage: Eukaryota; Fungi; Ascomycota; Sordariomycetes; Hypocreales; Nectriaceae. The record is from RefSeq and is a predicted model, not a curated record. The coding region runs from base 1 to 4770 and encodes 1589 amino acids. Gene Ontology annotation, molecular function: protein binding.
AUGGUUUUUCUCUCAAGCCUCGUUGUCGGCUCAACCUUGUCUCCCAAUCUCGAUAUCCUCUCUCGCUACGCCGGCCUCUCCCCUCCCUCCCCGCUCGAGACGCUCAAAACUCCUUCGCCGGUCGACUAUGAAGCCUCCACAACCGCUGAACAUCGUAAUGCUGCACGCGCAUUGCUCGUGAGAGCACGUACAAACGAUGCAGGCUACCGUCCGCCAGACCAACAAAAGAGACAUCUCUUGCGCGUACCGAGCCGAAGAAACUUGAAGCUGAAUGAAGAAAGAUGGACUUUUACGAAACAUGAGGUCGGAAAAGCUUUGAAUGAGCUCCUCUCGGCGGGCCCAUUGCCUGAUGUGCAGGUAGCGCAUGCAGUGCUUGCUUCUGUGCACAUUGACUCGCUGGAUGAGCUGUGGGAGCACUUCCAAGACAGCAAAUUACAAAAGAGGCAAUCCAGCAUCUUUCGUCGCUCAACGUCUUCAAACAAUGGAUUAUCUAAUUGGUUGGGCAUUGUCACGGAUCAGGAAAACAUACCGUAUAUCCAUCUGCUGUGCCAGUUUGGCGCAGGACCGAAUUUGUUGAAUCAAGCCUUUGUGAUUGCGCUCGCCAGACGCGACAUUGUCUCAAUGAAGCUUCUCCUAAGCUUUGGAGCGUGUAUCUUGCCCAUGUGCAAAGAUUAUGUGCGACUAUUUGUUGCGAAGAGCGACGUCGACGUUGUAAAGCUUUUGCUUCCGGCUUCAAAGGGUAUGAAUGUCGAGGACUGGCAAUACUCCCUGGGAGCAAAUAUUGAAGGAGCUCCCCGUGGCAUAUACGAGACAAGCAUUCUGCUUCAAUGCAUUCAUCACCGGCCAGACAUUGCAACCGGGGCAUAUCUUCUCAAAGCCAUCGAUGCGAACAAUGUUGCCGCUGUGGCUGUGCUUCUUUCCUACCUGACUACUCGAACCUCCAUGAUGCCUCCGAUGUUUUCCGUUCAGAACUUCAGUGCUGCAUAUUUCUUAAGCACGACAGGAAAUGGAGUCGAGCAUGAAGAUGUUGCCAUACAGGCAUGCGAGCGCAUCUCGGGAAAAUCCGAUUACGAGACAAGAUAUACGCUCUAUUGCCUCCUCGAUGAAACAAAUCUUCUGAGAGACGUGCAGGCCCUUCGGCAAGAGAUGUCUUACAGCGUCGUGGCGAAAAGAACCUCUAUGAUCAACCUCCUGAUCAAAGCCGGAGUGCGCCCAUCCAUCGAACAGGCUGUGUCUAUGAUGGACUUUUCCAUCCUCGAGAUAAUGCUUUCCGCCAGCAGAAAAAGAGACGACGUUCCAAACCUGCUUUCACUUGUUCCAUAUGACACUUCAGAGGACGACAUGCUUCGUUUUCUGGGUAUGUUGGCUGCGAACGACUUACGCUUUGGAGGACAACCACUGGAUCAAAAGUUUAUCGAAGCUAUUUCCAAAAGGCAUCAUCGUGCUGUUGAUGUAUUCCAGAGAAUCGGUGCAAGCAUCACGUACAAGGCUACCCAAAUGGCUCUCGGCUCUGCUGAUGUCGAGAUGCUGGGGAUCCUACUACAAGGAGAUAUCAGUGACGACGAGCUUUCUCCUGCACUAUCAGACGCAAUGAAAAUUACAGAUCCAGCAAUUCGAUGCAUGGCUGUCAAAAUGCUCGCUGAUAAAGGCAUAUGGAAAGAAGCUCUUCUUGAACAACUAUGUCUUAUCAUUCAAUCCCCCGACCCCGACCUGGAGCUCCUCAAGGUUAUACUCCAAUACCAGUUACCACUGCAUGGAGAAGAGGGCAGAUUGAAUAUAAUUCACCUCGCCAUUCACAAAGCAUCUCUCCCAGUGAUAGAGCUCCUCUGGAGGUCCUUUCCCCACACAGCGUCCCUAUCAGAAGCCCUGCCCAAGGCCUUUUCGCGCAUCGCAGAAAACGGCGGCAAUCUCACCUACGAUAUCAUACAAUUCCUUCUCAAGAAUGGCACGAGAGGAAUGGGUCUUGACAAGACACUCCUGAUAGCUGCUGGAUCCAAGAGCCCUCGUGCAUUGAAUAUUAUCCGUUUGUUGGUCAAGCAUGGUGCAGAUGCAAACUAUAACCAGGGCAAUGCUUACGCAGCUGCAUUGAAUGACUACGCUAGGCUCGAAAUUCUAUGCAAAGCUUGUUCGGUGAAGGCAGCUGUCGUUCAGGUACUUCUUCCCUCGCUGCUCGAGACGAGUAGUGCCGAUACACAGACAUUGGAGGUAGUACUUCAAUCAGCAGCAUCAAAUGGAUCAGCGAUAGACUUUACAGAGGUACCGACCUUACUGGAAGGCCAUCUAAACAUGACGGCCAUUAUUUCUUGUCUCAUGAAGUAUGGUCUCGAUAUAAACCUUCAAAAGGGCGUGAUGAUACGGUUUGCCGUGGAGGAGAGCAACGUCCCCCUGUUGAAGACUUUGCUCUCCGCUAAUACAACUACCACUUCUCUGAAGACUGGCUUCACAGCUACAAACAAGACUAAGCCUCGAGAAACAAGGCUUGAUAUGAUGAGACUCCUCCUCGAUAAGGCUGGCAACGCGGAAAUUGGUCAGUCUGAAGUACUAUACGACGAAACACUGGAGGCUCUAUCGAAGUCAGGAGAUGACAGAGGCUUCAAGAUCCUCCUUGCCCACAAGCCACUGGUCAGCACCAAAUCUCUUGCUAUUGCUGCUGCGUUCUCUUCAAGAUCCACGACCAUUUUGGAGACGCUGCUUUCACGACAGCCAAGCGGGGAAUCUAUCAGCACAGCUUGCAUUGCUGCAUUUAGAUCGCCCAAACUAAAUCACGAUCAGAAGGAAUCUGUCCUAGGGCUAUUACUAGAUGCCAAGCCAGGGCUCACAAAGAAUGAAAUUGCUAGCCUACUGCGUACCAUGGUAGAACAACAUGGGAACUCUACGCUAGUUCCGCUGAUGCUCAUUAAACGUGGUGUAGAAGUCACGGCGGGUCACCUCCAGGCGACUCUCACCACAAGCAACAAAGAAUUGUUCACACUACUAGUUCGCGAAGUAGAGCCUACCAGCGCCUUAAAUACGUGCUUUGCUCAAGCAGUAUCUUCCACUAUGACGGUCGACAGGCGUCUCUGGAUUUACGAAGCCUUGCUCAACAACGGAAGUUUUUCAACUACUGCUGUCUCAGCAGCAAUCGUCAUAGCACUCAACGAGGGGACUACCGACGUGGAGCUAGUAAAACUGUUGCUCAAACAUGGUGCUGAUGUGAAGCUGAAGGAAUUCCUCCCUCUAAAAUUGGCUUUCAAACUCAAAUCAACUGAGAUUACCGAGUUGCUCAUCCAAUCUAUCAGGGAUGACAAUACCGCUGCUGCAGCGUUCGACUUGGUACGAACCUCGACGGUGCUGAGGCCAGCAUUCAGAGUCAAGGUAUAUACUAGUCUUCUCAAACACAACAUCACCAAGGACAAACUCACACUAGCUCUCAUCGACACGUUGAAAAAUGUCCAGGACCUAGAUACCAUGAAACUGCUCCUUGAGCGAGGAGCUAACCCGAGUGCAGACGGCGCCAAGUGUUUUGUCCUAGCUUGCAAAGCGGGAAAUGAAGCCGCCCUCAGAGUCAUGUGUCCAUAUGCGAAUGUUGAUACCGUGACUCUAGCUCUGAUUGAGCACUGCGCCAAGGAGAAGGAGGUUCUCACAUGGCUGAAGAUUUGCAUGGCCGAAUUACGCAAAGCUCGUCUAAAAGACUCGAACCUUCUGUACAAGGCUAUGACCAAGUUCCCUGCGGGAGGGGCUUUGGUAGAAAAGCUGCUGCACUACGGGGUGUCAGCGGGGACGAUGAAAUCGGCUUCUUUAUGCAAACAGUGGAAACGUGAGCCGCUUACACCUUUGCUUUGGGGACUCAUGUCGAACUUGAAGAUAUCAAACAGAAUCCUGUUAGCUCUGGUAGCCAAGGGGGAUGAUGCAAUUUUGUUGUACUCAACACCCAGUUCCCAGGUAUCAGCUGCAUUCGCCUGCAUGCUCGACCCCAACCGCAAUUCCGUUCUCGAAUCUCUCCUCAAACUACACGGUGAAGACAUAAAAACGUCUGUUAUUCCAGGACGUUCAUUCUCAUACCUAAGCCAGAAGCCCAAAACACCCGAUCCCGCCAAAUUCAUGACUCAAGACCUGCCUUUAAGCAAUGCGGCCCUUUAUCUAGGCAACCUAAAAGCCUACAUUUCCCUAGGUGGCGGUAAAGAUGUAAACAAUGGGUCACUACACACAGCUGCUUUGCUCGCGCUACCAGAAUUUGUCCGGUGGCUUCUACAAUGGCACAGCGCAGAUCUCGAACACGAGGCUUUUGGAAUGAUGAUUCCCCUCGUGGUAGCGUGUCGCUCUGAGACACGGCCGUGGUGUAGGGUUGCCAACGAUGAGGGUACUUUUGAGAAGCGGAGGGUAAAAACAAUGCAGCUGCUUGCCAGAAAGACGGAUCUGUCUUGGCGCAAUCGAAGAAAGACAGUGCUGCAUUUCGCGAUAGAUGAAGGACCGGAUGCGCUGCAAGCUAUGCUAGAGGGCCUUGAUGUAGCGCAUGAUGCGCGACGUAAUGAGCGGUAUCUUUAUACGGACCGGGAAGGCAUCGUAUACUCCCUCAGCUACUACAUCGUCAAUCUCCUGGAUCCUGAUAAUAAGAAUACUGAGACCCCGAAAAUGAUCAAAUUGCUGCGCGGCACUGGUAAGUUGAAGGAUAUUAUGUACCGGCCUGAGGAACCAGGUCCUGGGGUUGAACAGCCGAUUGGGUAUUGUGGGAUGCCGCCAGACUUGCAGAGGAAGUGGGAUGAAUAUAAUAAAUAUGAUUCUAUCUAUUAG